This is a messenger RNA of Anopheles stephensi (Asian malaria mosquito), 5171 nucleotides long. It is a transcript of the gene puc, whose product is annotated as tyrosine-protein phosphatase vhp-1. The transcript is spliced from 4 exons. Gene Ontology annotation, cellular component: cytosol; cytoplasm. The record is from RefSeq and is a predicted model, not a curated record. Gene Ontology annotation, biological process: negative regulation of MAPK cascade; protein dephosphorylation. NCBI's taxonomy places the organism in Eukaryota, Metazoa, Arthropoda, Insecta, Diptera, Culicidae. Gene Ontology annotation, molecular function: protein tyrosine/threonine phosphatase activity; MAP kinase tyrosine/serine/threonine phosphatase activity. Bases 1488 to 2822 code for a protein of 444 amino acids.
CAUUUCAUUCAUUCGCAAAAAAUCUAGCGUCCGCGUCGAACGUAAACGCCUCCCGGAGAGCCGUCGUACAUUUGGUUCUUUCCGUUCGGAUUUCUCGUUGUUCGGUUCUGGUGGAUUUUUUAACACACAAACUGUUCCUUCGGCUCAGUUACCCACUCUUCAGUUGUGCAAAGAAUCGCGGCAGAAAUUGCCUUUUGUUUUGGAUUAACCAACAAUAACACUCCUUCAAACAGCGUCCGCGAGAAAGGUUUGUUUCUGUCAGCAGCAAACAACAUAAAAUAGCUCGUCACUGAUCAUAGUAAACAUAGACGGGAAGUUCGCGCUUUCAAUAGUUCCUCGCAGCGUCACGAAUCCAAGAAGCGUCACAUGGUGCUAGUGAGUAAUCGAACGAAUCGAUUGCUGAAGAAAAAGCCCAAAAAGUGCGCCUCGAUGAUUCAUUUCCUUCGUAUAGCGAGCUGGAGCAAACGGUGGUGAUUCAGUGCUGUUCCAUCCAUAGCAAGUGCUUACAAAGUAGACGCGCGCGCUAUCGUGUCAUGUCGAGUGUCAGAUUUGUGGGAAGUGUGCAGUAGUGGUACAGCGUGUCGUGAAGGAGCAGAAGCAGAAGAAACACAGCACAAUCACCGUCGGAAAGCAGCAUUUUCGCAGCAAAGGCAACUGUUUUGUAGCCCACAGCAGAAGAAACGCUUGGAAUACGAAACGUUAGCACACGCAGUUCUCCACAGUGCGUCCACCUUGAAUGUUGCGCUAACAACAGCAUCUCGAUCGUGAAACAAACAAGUUCACAGAACGGCGAAUACACAACAGUACAGAGGUGAAGUAAGAGCGCAAAAAAUACCUUAUAUAACAAGCUAAUAAUGAUUAGCGCGCCCGAGUGCAUAUUGCAGGUGUGAUUCAUAUUAUUGUCUCUCAGUGAGUUGGCUAUCUGCUAGUAGUAGUUGCGUGUCGUUAGUAGUCGUCGUGUCUAAUUCCUCUUCAACACACUAGUGCCUCCCAUCUUGCCGUGCUGCCGAUUCGUUUCGUUUGGCCAGCAGCAUUCUUCGUACAAUUGGCGCUCGUUAAGCCGCGUAAGGGCGGACGCGAUCAUCAGGCGCUGCAAAGUGUACAACUUUGCUACCUCGUGGUGAAUGUCGUUGCGUGGUGCCCGUGUUCUUGACAACCGUGAUCGAUUUUACCGUUUGCUUUAUCAACCAAUGUGUGAAAGUUUAUAUGUGUGCGUUUGAGUGCGUGCCUACGUGAAUAGUGACGUGCAAAUUGCACGGUUCUCAACUCCCAAAAAUCGCCCGUUUACGUUUUUUCCCUCGUGCCUUUUGAGUCUACUCCGGUGACUACAAAGUGUAAAGAUAAAUACAAUCAUCUCUACUGACAGCCGCCCCGGAACCAGCUGCCCGAGUGACGGUGACAAGAACGAGCCGUUAGCAGCAGCAUCCGUCACACCGGGCAGUACCGGGCGCAGCAACAGCAACAACCCGUUCAAAACGUCCAGCAAAAUGAGGAUGAAGCAUAAAUCGCCCUGCCUAAUGCUUCGGUUUAUGCCGACAGACAAACACGCCAUCCAUGGUCAGCACAAACGGCACAAAGAUAGUUGCGAUGAUUCAUCGAUCGCUUCCAGCACCCGGGUUCCACUGGCGCGCAGCUGUUCUAGUCCAGCAGUAUCAUACGACAUCGAAUCGCAUCCUGCAUCCCACGUUUUUCCGCAUCUGCUGCUCGGCAAUGGCCGAGACGCAAUCGAUCCAUCGACUGUCGGUGCGAACUGCGUACUUAACGUCACCUGCCAGCAACCAAGCGGCCAGUUGAAACCGGGCCUCAAGUACAAACAGAUACCGGCCAGCGACACGCCACAUCAAAACAUCAAGCAGUACUUCCAGGAGGCCUUUGAAUUUAUCGAGGAAGCACGGAAAAAGGGUUCGACCGUACUGCUGCACUGUCAGGCCGGCAUUAGCCGCAGUGCCACGAUCGCGAUCGCGUACGUCAUGCGCUACAAAGGCCUGUCGCUGAUCGAAGCGUACCAGCUGGUAAAGCUGGCCCGCCCCAUCAUUUCGCCCAACCUCAACUUCAUGGGCCAGUUGCUCGAGCUGGAGCAGAACCUUAUAAAGGACGGCAAGCUGGAAGCGCCACCGGCCUCGCCCACGAUGGCUGCCCCACCGACCAGCCAGCCACCGUUCUUUCUCAUCGACAACUGCAGCAAGUACAACCCGCUGAACGAGGAGGAGAUGGUGGCCACACGCCGUCAGUUGCGCUGUGCGGCAGCCGCCGCAGCUACCACCCAAGACGCGACCAUGUUCGACGAGCGGGACGCAACGAUGGAUGGGGAUGCCGAUGAAGAUUGCAAAAACAACAACAACAACAACAACCGGGACAGUGGCUGUAGCGUGGCCAGCUCAUCCUCGUCCGCGUCGUCCAGCUCAUCGUCGUCGUCGUCGUCGACGUCCUUCUCGUCGGCGGGCUAUCGCAGCGGAUUCAAUGGUGGCCGCUUCUUGCCGCCACGGUUAACACUGAAGCUACCGACGACACCGACGUCACCGCCCUCGUCCCCAUCGCCCCUCUCCGCGUCCUGCUCGUCUUCCGCGUCGUCCUCCUCGUCGUCCUGCUGCUCAUCGUCCUCGCUAUCAUCAACGCCAUCGCCCACACUUGCCAUAUCACCGACCAUGGGAGUACCGAUCGGUGUGCGGAAAGCACAGUCCUUCAGCGGACCACCACCCCACCGGCCAUCGAGUCUGGCCACAACCACCCCCACGAUAGGGGGAGCAGCUACGACAGCGAUCAGCCCAUCAACCGCAGCCUGCCACUCGCUAGACGAUCAUCGCAAUGCAAACGGCUCCUGAUGGGUUCGGAAAGGACACAGAGCGUCCAAAAAACGCAAGAGAUAGGAUCGGUGUGCCCUGACGAAGGACGGGACGGAUAUAGUGUCUCUGCUGGAGUAGUGCCACAGUGUCACCGAUCACCGUUCCUCGUCAUGUGUACCGUGUAAAUACAGCGCAACAGGGUCCAGCCCGGGAUUAGCUUGUGUACGCUUGCUCUAAAACAGAUGCUUUAAACAUAACGAGAGCUAACUAGGGAGCUAAACAAAAACUAUGCGUGUGAUAAACAGUAAUGGAACGGAUUUCUGUUCCAACCUCUCCUUCCCCUCCAUCCCCUUCCUCCCUCUACCCGUUAUAUCGCGCCCACUGCACUUAGGGAAGAGCCGUGUUGUUGCUUUAUUCUUUCCUUUGUUUUGUAAAUAGUGUCUUUCCCGAAAAACGAUCAAUUCUUCUACUACCGUUGAUUUAAGUAACAAUCAUCCCUCCGUUACGUACGUUUCUAGUUAGGUAGAUGGAAUCAGUCCCACUUUUUAAGUGCUAUAUUUUUUUUCGAUUGUUUUAAUUGCUGUAACUUUUUGUGGCUUUUGGUUUCGUCACUUUGUUUGAGUUCCUUCUUCACCUCCACGGCUGUUAGACUGGUUUUCUUGAUCUUUACAUUUUCGAACGAUCAAACGAUCAUAUCCGGUUGUGUAUUGAUUGCUUUCAAAUGUAGAUGGAGAAAAAGAUUUCAUCCGUUCGAUGGAAUGAGUUUGAAAAAAUGGGAUUCAGUUGGGCAGAGCUUUGCGAAAACCAAACAAGCCAUAUCACGUGUGCGACGCUGUGUUAUGCUGCGAGAUGCUGUUUUCCAGCACCGACACACACAGGACAAAGUGUUUUUCGAGGAUUGCUAGCGAAUUGAUAAUAGUAAUGAUAACACACAGCCAAGGCGUCCUAAAAUGUGCGUACGUGCGUACGUGUGAAUAAAUAAGAUAAAACAAACCGCUGAACACAAGCGUAGAGAGAAAGAGAGAGAGAGAGAGAGCAACUCCCCCGUGUCAGAUGCAUUUAAAGAAGAGCAACAAGUCAUCAUCGCACACAAUAUUAUGCCAGGAGGACGAAACCAGAGGUAUCGUUAAGUGACUGGCCCCCAAAACCCGACAAUAUAGAUAGCAGGAUGCAGGAGUGUAGAGCAAUUUUAUGUGAGCAUACGCACGCACGCACGAAUGUAGUUAAACGAACUUUGUAAUAUAAAUUCGCGUACCUUAAAGUAGAUUAAAAAAAAAACAAAAGCGAUUUCAAAUUACCACACUACGAUCGAGCAACAGACGGGUGAGCAAGCGGCUGGCUAACCUGAGAUCCUGUGUGAUAUCCCCCUGUAAGGAUCAUCAUGAGAAUCGUAAAAGGAGUGCAGCGUUUAUCUAGCCCCGAUCUUGUAAGAUGUAAAUGUAAAUCAAGUGUAGAUGUACACCAUCAAACUCGGUAUUGAACAAGGGAUAUAUUGUCCAGCGUUUACGUUCGUUGGACUACGGCUCUUGAGGAUGAUGAUGUGGGCAGUUUUUUUUUUGCUGCCGGAGCCUAUCUUUCUAACCACUUGAUUGGAGGCGACAAGGAAAGCACGAUAAGAUAAACUGUUUGUGUGUGUGUUUGUGAGGUGCUUUUGUGGAUCGGUCCGAUUGUGCACAACAAUAAUCGGUAGUUAAAACAAGAGCAGGAAGCAGACCGUUUGUAAUAAAAGCAAAACAGGAAUACAUUAACCAGCAUGGCGAAGAGAUAGGUAGAUAGAUACAAAUUCGUUUACGUGUGUUUGUGCGAGGACAUAAAAAGGGGGGAUGAUCAUGCUGUAAUGUAAUGUUGCAAAAAAACAGGAAGAAAAAGGAAAGAUAAUGUACCCAGGCGCACGUUCAUAUGUGUGUGUCAUACAGGUAAGGUGCGAUUUUUUGUUUCUUUGUUUUGUCUCCUGCCUACCCAGGGGUUGGAAAGUAAUUAGUCUUCAAAGUUCCGACGCAUAUACCUAGAAGAGGACGAAGAAGAGUAAGAAGAAGAAAACAACCAAAUGCUAGUCUUAUUUGUUAAGAGUUCAGUAAGAAAUGUACAGGGCCCCCCUGAAACAAACUACGACGACGACGAUGAGGACGAUGGGAACGGUCGUACAUUAGCUGGAAGUUAGUCUGUAACGAACUGUGUAAUUACUACUGCUAUUACUAUUUUUAAUAUUAUUAUUGAUCUAAUUAUUACCCCUCGAUUGUAAGUGAGAAAGGCGAGAAGAAAGAGAGAGAGAGAGAGAGAGAGAGAGAGAGAAAAAAAAAAGAACACACAAUACAACACCUACACGAAUAUAGUGAAAAUAAAUUGGGAAUGCGAAAAAGAAGCAUGUCAUUUGAGAACUCAAAAAAA